UGGCCGGUGCUGUAUCACAUUUCUACUGGUUCUAGUCCCUGUUGUUUAAAUAUCAUUCUUAUAUUAUCCGCGCAUUACAAUUUGAAGAAGCCUCGCCAGCGCAUUUGAUCCAAUCCGUUCUCAUGUCGGUACAGCAGCAAUCCCUUCAUAUUAACAGAUCCUCAGCGGUUGGUUUGAUCCGCUUCUGUGCCGGUGUUGUAACACCUGGCUGCGGCUUAUCCUGACGUCACGUCCCAGCGACACGCCCCCUGCUUCCUUGCCGUUUGAAAAGCCUCGUCAAAGCGCCGCUGUAGAGAGAUGGCAGCUGCAGGUUUUGAACCCGGUGCCGGGCGGGGAAUCAUGGCUGCAGAACAAGAGUCUGAAGAAACUGUUUCUCAAGAGCUGCAGAGCGCCUCUGAGCUGAGGAUCGUGCUGCUUGGGGGAUGGUGGGCUGGAAAGAGUGCAUCAGGAAACACCAUCCUGGGCAGAGAGGAGUUUAGAUCUGGAUUCAGCCUCUCUAGAAGAACGAAGGAGUGUGAGAAGGGAACAGGAGAAGUGUCUGGGAGACGGGUCACUGUGGUCGACACUCCAGGCUUGUUAGACACAGACCGGGUCGAGAUUGAGAGAUGUGUUUCUCUGUCUGCCCCGGGACCCCACGCUUUCCUCCUGCUGAUACCGGUGUUUACAAAAGAAACGAUUGACACUAACCGUGAGUCUGUAGUAGAAUGGUAUUGCAAAUCCUUUGAUCAAGUGCAGGAGCUGUUUGGUGAGAGAGCUGUGAGGAACAUGAUGAUCCUUUUCACCCGCGGGGAUGAUCUGACAGACAGGACGAUUGAGCAGCACAUUGAGGAAGCUGGUGAGGAGCUCCAGCAGCUUGUUGAGAAAUGUGGGAACAGGUAUCAUGUUCUCAACAAUAAUAACAGGAGCGAUCGCACUCAGGUCACACAGCUCCUGGACAAGAUAGACAACAUGGUGAAGGGCAGUGGAGGCUGCUACAUCCCAAAUGAGAUUUACCAGGAGGUAGAAGAAAGGAUUAGACUAAAGGAACAGGAGCUGAAUGAGAAACACAAAGAGGAACUGAGCAGGAGAGAAGAGGAGAGGAAACUGAAAUAUGAGGAGGAACAGAGGAGGAGAGAAGAGGAGAUGAAACAGAAAUAUGAGGAGGAACAGAGGAGGAGAGAAGAGGAGAUGAAACAGAAAUAUGAGGAGGAACAGAGGAGGAGAGAAGAGAUGAAACAGAAAUAUGAGGAGGAACAGAGGAGGAGAGAAGAGAUGAAACAGAAAUAUGAGGAGGAACAGAGGAGGAGAGAAGAGAUGAAACAGAAAUAUGAGGAGGAACAGAGGAGGAGAGAAGAGGAGAUGAAACAGAAAUAUGAGGAGGAACAGAGGAGGAGAGAAGAGGAGCUGAUGGAGAAGUUGAGGAAGCAAAUGAAGGAAGAGGAGCUGGAGAAAGAGGCAGAGGAAUCCAAGCUGCCUGUCAGGAGAAGGAAUAGCAAAGAAUUCUUACCCCCCAUCAUGUCUGGAGGUGAAGGAGAGGCUCCCCUUGCAGAUACCCAAGCGCCUCCCAGCCCCCCUGAGCUGAGGAUGGUGCUGCUUGGGAAGACUGGGGCUGGGAAGAGUGCAGCAGGAAACACCAUCCUGGGCAGAGAGGAGUUCAGAUCAGUGAUCAGCGGGUCCUCAGUAACCAGGGUGUGUGAGAAGAGAAGAGGAGAGGUGGCUGGGAGGCAGCUCACUGUCAUCGACGCGCCAGACCUGCUUCAUAUCACUGGGUGUCUGAAGGAGAUUUGCCACGAGAUUAGAAGAUGCAUCUUGCUGUCUUCACCUGGACCCCACGCUUUCCUCCUGGUGCUACAAGCCAGGAGAUUCACUGAUGAAGAAAAGACAGUUCUACAAGCAAUGGAAGACAUCUUCAGUGAGACAGCCCUGGCCUACACAAUGGUCCUCUUCACUCAUGGAGACUCUCUGGAGGAACAGUCCAUUGAAGAUUACAUUGAGACACAGGGCAGGGAGCUCCAGCAGCUUGUUGAGAAAUGUGGGAACAGGUAUCAUGUUCUCAACAAUAAGAACAGGAGCGAUCGCACUCAGGUCACACAGCUCCUGGACAAGAUAGACAACAUGGUGAAGGGAAACAGAGGCAGCUUCCUGUACCAGGAGGCAGAGGAAAGGCUGACACGAAGGGAGCAGAGAUAUGAAGAACAGUGUAGGAAGGAAGAGGAGCUAAAGCUCAAAUAUGAAGAGGAACAUCUUAGGAAAGUAGAGGAGUUAAAACAGAAAUAUGAGGAGGAAAAGCAUCAGAAAGAAAAAGAGCUGAAACAGAAGUAUGAAGAGGAGCAGAGAGAGAAAGUAGAGGAACUGAAACAGAAGUAUAAAGAAGAACAGAGUCAGAAAGUCCAGGAGCUGAAACAGAAACAUGAGGAGGAACAGAGCAGGAAAGCAGAGAAGCUGAAGAAAGAGUAUGAAGAGGGGCUGCUGAGGAAAGAAGAGGAGCUGAACCAGAAGUAUAAAGAACAGGAGAGGAAAGCAGAGGAGAUGAAACAGAAACUUGAGGAGGAAAGACUCGGGAAAGCAGAGGAGGUGAAACAGAGAUAUGAGGCUCAGCGAGUGAAAGCAGAGCAGCGAAAGCAGCAAUACGAAGAGGAGCAGCGCAGGAAUGCACAGGAGAUAAAACACAAGUACGAAACCCAGUGUACAAAUAUACAGAAGCAAAUACAGAAAUACGCAGAAGAACAAAUUAGGAAAGUAGAAGAAUUGAAGAAGACGUUUGGAGAGAAACUGUGGAGCAAAGCAGAGGAGCUAAAACAGAAAUAUGAAGAGGAAGAGCGUAGGGAGAUCGAGGAGCUGAAACAGAAAUACAGAGAGAGGGAAGGAAGGCCACUGCAGAAGCAUGAGGAGGAACACAGCGAGGAAAUCAAGGAGAUAAAGCACAGGUAUAAUAACAAGCUGCACAGAGCGAUAGAGAAGCAGAAGAAGGAGUAUGAAGAAAUAGAGCAUCGGGAAGUGGAGACGUUGAAGCAGAAGCAUCAGGAGGAGCUGCUGAGGAAAGAACAGGAGCUGAAGCAGCAAUAUGAGGAGGAAUACAGUGAGAAGGAGCAGCAGCUGAAGCAGAGGUAUGAAGAACAGUGCAGAGGAGUGGAGGAGAUGAAGCAGAGAUUUGAAGAGGAACAGCAGAGAAAGCUAGAAGAGGUGAUACAGAAUUAUGAGAAACAGCGUCAGGGAGUGGAGGAGAUGAAGCAGAGAUAUAAAGAGGAACAGCAGAGAGAGGUGGAGGAGCUGAAACACAAACAUGAAGAGGAACUGAGUAUGAGAGGAGAGGAGAUGAACCAGAAAUAUGUGGAGGAACAGUGUAGAAUCACAGAGGAGCUAAAACAGAAACACAAGGAGGAACUGAGCAGGAGAGAAGAGGAGAUGAAACAGAAAUAUGAGGAGGAACACAGGAGGAGAGAAGAGGAGAUGAUGGAGAAGUUGAGGAAGCAAAUGAAGGAAGAGGAGCUGGAGAAAGAGCCAGAGGAAUCCAAGUUGCCUGUCAGGAGAAGACAAAGCUUUGAUAUAAACCCUCCCAACAUGUCUGGAGGUGAAGGAGAGGCUCCCACUGCAGAUAACCGAGCAGUAUUACUGGGAGCAGUGGCAGGGGCACUGCUAGGGGCAGCAGCAGGAGCUCUGAGGGGUCCAUUGGGAGCUGCAGCAGGAGCUGCUAUUGGAUCUGUAGCAGGAGCACGAGUAGGAUCUGUGAUAGGAGGAGCAGCCAGGGCAGGAGUAGCAGAGAGCUCAGACACACACACACAGAGAAGCAGAGAGCUCGAAUGGCGGAGAAUCAUGGCUGCAGAACAAGAGGCUGAAGAAACUGUUUCUCAAGAGCUGCACAGCGCCUCUGAGCUGAGGAUCGUGCUGCUUGGGAGAAGCUGGGCUGGGAAGAGUGUAGCAGGAAACACCAUCUUGGACAGAGAGGAGGGUAGAUCUGAUUUAAUGAAGGAGUUGUCUGGAGGUGAAGGAGAGGCUCCCCUUGCAGAUACCCAAGCGCCUCCCAGCCCCCCUGAGCUGAGGAUGGUGCUGCUUGGGAAGACUGGGGCUGGGAAGAGUGCAGUAGGAAACACCAUCCUGGGCAGAGAGGAGUUCAGAUCUGAAGCCAGCUCCUCUGCAGUAACGAGGGAGUGUGAGAAGAGAAAAGGACAAGUGGCUGGGAGACGUGUUGCUGUGAUCGACACUCCAGAGCUCUCUCAGGACAAACUUCAGAUUAGGAGCUGUGUUUCUCUGUCUGCCCCGGGACCCCACGCUUUCCUCCUGGUGGUACCGGUGGGCCGAUUCACAGAGGAAGAGAGGAGAGCAGUGGAGACAGUCCAGGAGAUAUUCAGUGAGGAGGCUAUAGACAACAUGGUGAAGGGAAACAACGGCAGCUACUACACCAGUGAGAUGUACCAGCAAGCAGAAGCAAAGAUCAGACAAAGACAAGAGGAGAUACUGAAGGAGAAGGAAGAGACGAUAUUGAAGGAGGAAAAAGAACUGAGGGCAAAGCACCUGAAAGAACUGGAGAACAUGGAAAGGAAGAUGAGAUUGGAAAUCCAGAAACGAGACGAGAAGAUCAGAGAGCUGGAGGAGAGGAUAGGAGAGCUGGAGGAAGAGCUGAGGAAAGAACAGGGAGAGAAUCACAGGAUCAAACUGGAGGAAGAGCUGAGGAGAAAGAGAGAGGAGAGAGAAAGGGCGGAGCGAGAGAAGGAGGAGUGGCGGGGAAUCAUGGCUGCAGAACAAGAGGCUGAAGAAACUGUUUCUCAAGAGCUGCACAGGGCCUCUGAACUGAGGAUCGUGCUGCUUGGGGGAAGCUUGUAUUGUGGGGCUGGGAGGACUGAAGCAGGAAACACCAUCCUGGGCAGAGACGAGGAAGAAAUGAUUGACACUGUGUGUGAGUUUAUAGAAGAAGAGUAUUGCAAGUCCUUUGAUAAAGUGCAGGAGCUGUUUGGUGAGAGAGCUGAGAGGAACACGAUGAUCCUUUUCACCCACGGGCAAUAUCUGGAAGGCAGGACGAUUGAGGAGCACAUUGAGGAAGCUGGGCGGGGAAUCAUGGCUGCAGAACAAGAGGCUGAAGAAACUGUUUCUCAAGAGCUGCACAGCGCAUCUGAGAUGAGGAUCGUGCUGCUUGGGAUAAGCUGGGCUGGAAAGAGUGCAUCAGGAAACACCAUCCUGGGCAGAGAGGAGGGUAGAUCUGGAUUCAGCUUCUCUGCUGUAACGAGGGAGUGUGUGAAGAGAACAGGAGAAGUGUCUGGGAGACGGGUCACUGUGGUCGACACUCCAGACUUGUUAGACACAGCCCGGGUCGAGAUUGAGAGAUGUGUUUCUCUGUCUGCCCCGGGACCCCACGCUUUCCUCCUGCUGAUACCCGUGCACAAAAAAAAAAAAAAAAAGACUCAAUGGAGGCAAUCUGUAGUAGAAGAGUAUUGCAAAGCCCUGGAUAAACUCCAGCAGCUGUUUGGUGAGAGAGCUGUGAGGAACACGAUGAUCCUUUUCACCUGCGGGGAUGAUCUGGAAGGCAGGACGAUUGAGCAGCACAUUGAGGAAGCUGGUAAGGAGCUCCAGCAGCUUGUUGAGAAAUGUGGGAACAGGUAUCAUGUUCUCAACAAUCUGGACAGGAGCGAUCGCACUCAGGUCACACAGCUCCUGGACAAGAUAGACAACAUGGUGAAGGGAAGUGGAGGCUGCUUCCUCCCAAAUGAGAUUUACCAGGAGGUAGAAGAAAGGAUUAGACUAAAGGAACAGGAGCUGAAUGAGAAACACAAAGAGGAACUGAGGAGGAGAGAAGAGGAGAGGAAACAGAAAUAUGAGGAGGAAAAGAGGAGAGAAGAGGAGCUGAAACAGAAAUAUGAGGAAGAACAGAGGAGGAGAGAAGAGGAGAUGAAACAGAAAUAUGAGGAGGAACAGAGGAGGAGAGAAGAGAUGAAACAGAAAUAUGAGGAAGAACAGAGGAGGAGAGAAGAGAUGAAACAGAAAUAUGAGGAGGAACAGAGGAGGAGAAAAGAGAUGAAACAGAAAUAUGAGGAGGAACAGAGGAGGAGGGAAGAGAUGAAACAGAAAUAUGAGGAAGAACAGAGGAGGAGAGAAGAGGAGAUGAAACAGAAAUAUGAGGAGGAACAGAGGAGGAGAGAAGAGGAGCUGAUGGAGAAGUUGAGGAAGCAAAUGAAGGAAGAGGAGCUGGAGAAAGAGGCAGAGGAAUCCAAGCUGCCUGUCAGGAGAAGGGACAGCAUUGAUGGACAUCGUCCCAACUUGUCUGGAGGUGAAGGAGAGGCUCCCCUUGCAGAUACCCAAGCGCCUCCCAGCCCCCCUGAGCUGAGGAUGGUGCUGCUUGGGAAGACUGGGGCUGGGAAGAGUGCAGCAGGAAACACCAUCCUGGGCAGAGAGGAGUUCAGAUCUGAAGCCAGCUCCUCUGCAGUAACGAGGGAGUGUGAGAAGAGAAAAGGACAAGUGGCUGGGAGAUGUGUUGCUGUGAUCAACACUCCAGAGCUCUCUCAGGACAAACUCCAGAUUAGGAGCUGUGUUUCUCUAUCUGCCCCGGGACCCCACGCUUUCCUCCUGGUGAUACCGGUGGGCCGAUUCACAGAGGAAGAGAGGAGAGCAGUGGAGACAGUCCAGGAGACAUUCAGUGAGGAGGCUGUGAGGAGGUACAUGAUGCUCCUUUUCACACACAGUGACAAACUGAAAGGCAAGACCAUUGAGGAUUAUAUUCAGACAGGCAGCAAGGAGCUCCAGCAGCUUGUUGAGAAAUGUGGGAACAGAUAUCAUGUUCUCAACACUGAGGACAGGAGCGAUCGCACUCAGGUCACACAGCUCCUGGACAAGAUAGACAACAUGGUGAAGGAAAACAACGGCAGCUACUACACCAGUGAGAUGUACCAGCAAGCAGAAGCAAAGAUCAGACAAAGACAAGAGGAGAUACUGAAGGAGAAGGAAGAGACGAUACUGAGGGAGGAAGAGGAACUGAGGGCAAAGCACCUGAAAGAACUGGAGAACACGAAAAGGAAGAUGAGAUUGGAAAUCCAGAAACGAGACGAGAAGAUCAGAGAGCUGGAGGAGAGGAUAGGAGAGCUGGAGGAAGAGCUGAGGAAAGAACAGGGAGAGAAUCACAGGAUCAAACUGGAGGAAGAGCUGAGGAGAAAGAGAGAGGAGAGAGAAAGGGCGGAGCGAGAGAAGGAGGAGUACAUGGAGAAGGGGGAGAGAGAGAGGGGAGAGUACGAGGAGAAACACAGGAGAGAGAUAGAGGCGGUCAGGCAGCGCUACCAGGAAAUCAUUAGACCAGAAGCAGAGAGAGUCAAUGAGUUUAUAAGCAGAUAUGAAAAGCCAGCUGAAGCGAGAGGAGAAAGGGCAGCACUAGGGGCAGUGGUGAGUGCAGUAGCAGGAGCACUGAGAGAAGGGGCUGAGGUAGGGGCAGUAUUACACACAGUAUCCAGAGCAAUAAGAGAAGAGACAGCGCUAGGGGCAGUAAUGCACGCUGCAAAGGAAGCAGUAAGAGAAGGAGCAGCUCAAAGGGCAGUGAUCAGUGCAGUAGCAGUAGCACUGAGAGAAGGGGCUGCGAUCGGGACAGUAUUGCACACAGUAGCAGAAGCAAUAGAGGCAGCACCACCGGAACCCAGUCAAGAGCAGUGUGGCACUAAAGAAUUAAAAACUGUACAGAUCAAGCUCCAUUUGGACUCCAGCGCCAUUGUCUUCACUAGGGAGCAGAAGAAGGGAGAGAUGGCGGCCGCCGGUUCAGACCCUGGGCGGGGAAUCAUGGCUGCAGAACAAGAGGCUGAAGAAACUGUUUCUCAAGAGCUGCACAGCCCCUCUGAUCUGAGGAUCGUGCUGAUUGGGAGACGCUUGACUGGAAAGAGUACAGCAGGAAACAUCAUCCUGAACAGAGAGGAGGGUAGAUCUGGAUUCAUCACCUCUGAAGUAACGGAGGAAUGUGAGAACAGAACAGGAGAAGUGUCUGGGAGACGGGUCACUGUGGUCGACACUCCAAACUUGUUAGACACAGACCGGGUCGAGAUUGAGAGAUGUGUUUCUCUGUCUGCCCCGGGACCCCACGCUUUCCUCCUGGUGAUGAAGGUAUUUACAAAAAAAUGUAUUGACACUCACCGUGAGUCUAUAGUAGAACAGUACUGUGAAGCCUUUGAUAAAGUGCAAGAGCUGUUUGGUGAGAGAGCUGUGAGGAACACGAUGAUCCUUUUCACCUGCGGGGAUGAUCUGAGAGGCAGGACGAUUGAGCAGCACAUUGAGGAAGCUGGUGAGGAGCUCCAGCAGCGUGUUGAGAAAUGUGGGAACAGGUGUCAUGUUCUCAACAAUGAGGACAGGAGCGAUCGCACUCAGGUCACACAGCUCCUGGACAAGAUAGACAACAUGGUGAAGGGAAGUGGAGGCUGCUACCUCCCAAAUGAGAUUUACCAGGAGGUAGAAGAAAGGAUUAGACUAAAGGAACAGGAGCUGAAUGAGAAACACAAAGAGGAACGUAGCAGCAAAGAAAAGGAGAUGAAACAGAAAUAUGAGGAGGAACAGAGAAGGAGAGAAGAGAUGAAACAGAAAUAUAAGGAGGAACAGAGGAGGAGAGAAGAGGAGAUGAAACAGAAAUAUGAAGAGGAACAGAGGAAGAGAGAAGAGGAGAUGAAACAGAAAUAUGAAGAGGAACAGAGGAAGAGAGAAGAGGAGCUGGAGAAAGAGCCAGAGGAAUCCAAGCUGCCUGUCAGGAGAAGGAAUAGCAAUGAAGGAUUACCCCCCACCAGGCGGGGAAUCAUGGCUGUAGAACAAGAGGCUGAAGAAACUGUUUCUCAAGAGCUGCACAGCACCUCUGAGCUGAGGAUCGUGCUGCUUGGGGGAGGCAAGACUGGGAAGAGUUCAUCAGGAAACACCAUCCUGGACAGAAAGGAGUUUAGAUCUGGAUUCUUGGCCUCUGCAAGAACAAAGAAGGGAACAGGAGAAGUGUCUGGGAGACGGGUCACUGUGGUCGACACUCCAGAGAUCUUCAAAACAGACCGGGACGAGAUUGAGAGAUGCGUUUCUCUGUCUGCCCCGGGACCCCACGCUUUCCUCCAGGUGAUACCAGUAAAAAAAAAAAAAACUCAAUGGAGGCAAUCUGUAGUAAAACAUCUUGGCGGAGGCCUUAAUAAAGUGCAGGAGCUGUUUGGUGAGAGAGCUGUGAGGAACACGAUGAUCCUUUUCACCUUCGGGGAUCGUCUGAAAGGCAGGACGAUUGAGCAGUACAUUGAGGAAGCUGGUGAGGAGUUCCAGCAGCGUGUUGAGAAAUGUGGGAACAGGUAUCAUGUUCUCAACAAUAAGAACAGGAGCGAUGGCACUCAGGUCACACAGCUCCUGGGCAAGAUAGAGAACACGGUGAAGGGAAGUGGAGGCUGCUACCUCCCAAUAUCAUCUGAGAUUUACCAGCAGGUAGAAGAAAGGAUUAGACUAAAGGAACAGGAGCUGAAUGAGAAACACAAAGAGGAACUGAGGAGGAGAGAAGAGGAGAUGAAACAGAAAUAUAAGGAGGAACAGAGGAGGAGAGAAGAGGAGAUGAAACAGAAAUAUGAGGAGGAACAGAGGAGGAGAGAAGAGGAGAUGAAACAUAAAUUUGAGGAGGAACAGGAGAGACGGGAGAACAACUCGGGGGGGAAGAAAAUGACGGCGCUGACUACUGAAGAGGAGAGAACUGAUGUGGAGCGUCACAUAGAGAGCGAGUCACACCAGAGGAAGGUCAAGGCAGUGGAGCAAUCGCAGCAAAUUACCAAAUUUACAGUGAACACAGCUCCAAAGGUGGAUAACAUGACACAACUUGAGGCGAAGUUGUCAGACUUUGAUGUGGAGGAUGUGGUUGUAGAUAUUGGAUACUGGUUCAAAGCAAGCACAAAGAGAAAAUGUAGACUGGAUGAUCACAAGCUUAAUGUUGGCUGGACAACAAGAACAACCCUCAACCGUCUGCAUGAAGCUGGUGAGAUCAGUCAGUACCAGGUAGACAACUUCCACAAGGCUGUGAGGGCAUUCUUUGUUGCAGCUGUUGACUAUGCCUUUAAGAAGCUGCCCUUCAAGGAGCCAGUCCUUGAACAUUCACAAUUCAUUGACUUUCAACAGAAGAUGGACUGUGAUGUGAAUGAUGCCCUAUACUUUGUGUACAGGUUUAGUCAUCUGCUUCCAUAUGGAGAUCCCAAAGAACAGGACAAGUUGAGUGAGGAGUUCCUGGACUAUCAACUUAUGGAGGAAAAGGACAUUCCCAGAAGCAUUUGGGAGCAGGCGGUGAGCAGAGUCAGUGAGCAGGAGGUGUACCACAGGAUGGAUAAAGUGUGGGCACACAUGGCCACAAUCAAGAGUCCAGUAACAGGAAUGCCUAAGCUACCCAUGCUGAGCAAGGUGGCACAACUAAUUCUAACCCUGCCACACUCUAAUGCUGAUGCAGAAAGAGUUUUUUCAAUGAUUGGACUAAACAAGACUGACACACGGAAUGCUCUGGCCUUGGAAGGCACACUGUCUUCUAUAAUGACAAUAAAGAUGUCCGGUAUGGAGCCCAACUGCUUCAAGUAUGAGCCCCCAGCAGAAGUAAUCAAGGCCUCCAAGUCAGCUGCUUCCAGUUACAACCGGCGGGGAAUCAUGGCUGCAGAACAAGAGGCUGAAGAAACUGUUUCUCAAGAGCUGCACAGCCCCUCUGAGCUGAGGAUCGUGCUGCUUGGUAGAAGUUGGACUGGGAAGAGUGCAGCAGGAAACACCAUCCUGGACAGAGAGGAGUUUAGAUCUGAAGACCCCUUUACAGAGGAGUGUGAGAAGAGAACAGGAGAAGUGUCUGGGAGACGAGUCACUGUGGUCGACACUCCACACUUGUUACACACAGACCGGGUCGAGAUUGAGAGAUGUGUUUCUCUGUCUGCCUCGGGACCCCACGCUUUCCUCCUGGUGAUACCUGUGUAUAAAAAAGAAAUGAUUGACACUGACCGUGAAUCUCUAGUAGAACAGGAUUGCGAAUCCUUUGAUAAAGUGCAGCAGCUGUUUGGUGAGAGAGCUGUGAGGAACACGAUGAUCCUUUUCACCCGUGGGGAUUAUCUGAGAGGCAGGACGAUUGAGCAGCACAUUGAGGAAGCUGGUGAGGAGCUCCAGCAGCUUGUUGAGAAAUGUGGGAACAGGUAUCAUGUUCUCAACAAUAAGAACAGGAGCGAUCGCAUUCAGGUCACACAGCUCCUGGACAAGAUAGACAACAUGGUGAAGGGAAGUGGAGGCUGCUUCCUCUCAAAUGAGAUUUACCAGGAGGUAGAAGAAAGGAUUAGAAAAAAGGAACAGGAGCUGAAUGAGAAACACAAAGAGGAACAGAGGAGGAGAGAAGAGGAGAUGAAACAGAAAUAUGAGGAGGAACAGAGGAGGAGAGAAGAGGAGAUGAAACAGAAAUAUGAGGAGGAUCAGAGGAGGAGAGAAGAGGAGAUGAAACAGAAAAAUGAGGAGGAACAGAAGAGGAGAGAAGAGGAGCUGAUGGAGAAGUUGAGGAAGCAAAUGAAGGAAGAGGAGCUGGAGAAAGAGCCAGAGGAAUCCAAGCUGCCUGUCAGGAGAAGGAACAGCAUUGAAGCAUUGUACCCCACCAUGUCUGAAAGCAAAGUGGAGAAAGAAUCAGGGGAAUCCAAGCUGCCUGUCAGGAGAAGAAAUAGCAAGGAGACCAUCAGCCCCAACAUGUCUGGAGGUGAAGGAGAGGCUCCCCUUGCAGAUACCCAAGCGCCUCCCAGCCCCCCUGAGCUGAGGAUGGUGCUGCUUGGGAAGACUGGGGCUGGGAAGAGUGCAGCAGGAAACACCAUCCUGGGCAGAGAGGAGUUCAGAUCUGAAGCCAGCUCCUCUGCAGUAACGAGGGAGUGUGAGAAGAGAAAAGGACAAGUGGCUGGGAGAUGUGUUGCUGUGAUCGACACUCCAGAGCUCUCUCAGGACAAACUCCAGAUUAAGAGCUGUGUUUCUCUGUCUGCCCCGGGACCCCACGCUUUCCUCCUGGUGAUACCGGUGGGCCGAUUCACAGAGGAAGAGAGGAGAGCAGUGGAGACAGUCCAGGAGAUGUUCAGUGAGGACGCUGUGAGGAGGUACAUGAUGCUCCUUUUCACACACGGUGACAAACUGAAAGGCAAGACCAUUGAGGAUUAUAUUCAGACAGGCAGCAAGGAGCUCCAGCAGCUUGUUGAGAAAUGUGGGAACAGGUAUCAUGUUCUCAACAUUCUGGACAGGAGCGAUCGCACUCAGGUCACACAGCUCCUGGACAAGAUAGACAACAUGGUGAAGGGAAACAACGGCAGCUACUACACCAGUGAGAAAGGGGAGCUGAAGAGAGAGGGAGGAAAGGAGAGAGCUGGAGGGGAGCUGAAAAGAGCGAGAAAAGAGGAGGAAGAGGAAACCAAAAAUGAUUUUUAAAGUUGAAAUCGAAGACCAGAAGAAUAAGGAGUCGUGUUUACUGCAAGCCUGUGUUUUCUACCUUAGAGCUUCAGCCGCUAACAUGGAAAGCUUCAAGGAGAUCUCAGGAAUGGUUCUUACAUGCCUGCUGUUAUCCUUCCAGGAAGGGAGACAGUUCAAACACAUUCAAACAGAACAACAUCUAACUGAUAGAACAGACAGGACACCAGAUUCUUAUCACAGCAGAUGUUGGUUUGUGACAUCCAGCUGUGGUAGAGCAAGACCAUCGAGUAAAAAGACACGUCUCAACUGGCGACAUGUGUCUCACUUCAUCCGACAGCAAAGGAAAAGCAGAUUCCUGGCUUCGGCUAGAGAUAGAAUAGGUAGAGGGUGACCCCUUGUGGAAGAAGCACGAAGGACAUGUUACCAGCAGUGCUUAUGACAAGAGACAAAAUAAAACUAAAGCAGCUGAGAACAUUCUUAAAACAUCUUGAUUUAUAAAUCACUGCCAGCAAAUUUGCUAGGAAAGACUCCAAACAAGAACACACCCCGAUAUAUCUAGUAUGUAAAGAAAGGAAAUUGCUUCAAGGAAACAUGACAGAAAUGUGGAAUAAACUAUAAAAUACCCAGCAAGAGUUAUAUCCUUUCAAAAGGUUUUCAUUCUUUUAUAACUUUUAUAAAUCACUAAAGAUGCAUUGACUAUAAGCACUGUUAACAGGACAGGGUUAAAUACAUUUUUUAUAAUGUUUUAACUUGAGUUUUCUUUACGUAUUACUUCAGUUUUGGUAUUAUGUUAGCAUUAUUUUUUAGCCAGCGGUGCGUUGAUGUAAAGUAUAACAGUGUAAUUGUUUAAUCAUUGAGUAAAUGACAUGUAUUUGAUUAUUAAAAUAUACUGAAAUGGCCCAUCCCUAGUCUUAACGUGCAUGACAUAUUUGGUGUAAGUUUUGAUGUUUUGUGAUUAAUAUGUAACUUCUGCUUAAAUAAAAUAAUUUUAAAAUUUCAA
This is a messenger RNA of Acipenser ruthenus (sterlet), 13333 nucleotides long. RefSeq lists its product as uncharacterized. The record is from RefSeq and is a predicted model, not a curated record. Lineage: Eukaryota; Metazoa; Chordata; Actinopteri; Acipenseriformes; Acipenseridae. Gene Ontology annotation, molecular function: GTP binding. The transcript has 22 exons. The coding region runs from base 298 to 12351 and encodes 4017 amino acids.